AUGUGGAAAAUCAAAAACAUAUUCGGGGAAACAAUUGGUCAAUCUGACAGCAGUGAGACACUCGAAAGGAAAAGAGUGAAUGAAGAUUCUAGUGACUCAUCUCAUUCUCAACAAUCGUAUGUUGAUGAAAGGAUUCGCAGUGCAACUUUUCUUUUUAGAAAGAAAGAUAAAGAAAGUGUCAAGAACUGGAAGGAGAGUAUUAGAAAAAUGUGUCAAAAAUGUUUUAAAAUGUCGCAAAAAGAUGUAAAGUUUGUGUACAGUCUUCCAGCAGCUGGUCAAGUGUAUCCCAUAUUCAUUGGUGACUCGGUCAAAAAAAUUGCUAUAAUUCAUGUGGAUGGUGUAGCACCAGAUCGUGUUAAGAGUCACAAGAGCCGGUUGGUUUCUUUUGUUGCUCGUUUCAUGAAAGUCACUAAAGAUCGCAUUCAUUAUAUGGAGGCAACUGAAGGCUCAUCUCUUGUUCUGUUUCAAAUGCGAAUGGAUGACUACUUUAGACUUUUUUCUGCACUUACAGUGGAAGCACGAUGCAUUGCACUUUAUCAAACAUUGAAAUGGACAUUUCCAGAGUUAGUUGGGGUCAAGUUUAGACUUGGUGGUUUGCCAGCAGUGGAAUUGAGCAAUUUAGGAGUGAGGUUGGAGAGAGUGUUGAUGGAUGAAGGAAGCAAAUUGAGAAUUUUGAAGAUGAACCAGAUGACCUUGUUGUUGCUGUCAGCGAUUGCUUUACAAUUCAAGGACAUGAACAUUGAGAAACACGUGUUUGAUUUGUUUGAAGAUGUUGAUGGUCUAACUGAUGAUCUGUUGAGUUCAUACAGUCAGAUCAGAGCAUUACAGGGAACAGUUCUACAUGCAAAGAUCUCAAGCAGACAGAACACAAGAGUGUUGAAUAAACUUGUGAAUGACAGAAUUGAUCAUGCAGUUAAGGAAAUUGUUGAAGACGAGAAUUCCAUUGCUGCAUAUUUCAGAAGAAUGAAAUUGAGAGAGCAUACCACUGCAAGAGAUGUAAAUGAAAAACUUGAUGUGAUUAAAGGGCUUGGAGAAGUAGUAGAGACAAAGUUAUCACAAAGACCACAAUUGGCAGAGUUAACUGCAUACAGUCACUCAUUGAUAGAAGGAUUACAAGCAAGAGUAGCUAAUCUCAAGCUUUCCAGGAAAAUACCUAAAAUGAGUUCAACGAUUUUGACAACAGAAGAUGUGGAAAGUGCAGGGAAUAGUAUUGGAAGUGAAUACGAACUGUUACAAGAAGCAUCCAUGUGGUCACAUGAGCACAAGUCUGGGUCUGCAUCACGUGACAUGCAGCGUGACGUCAGAUCACAACAAUUUGAAACUGCAGAAAAUCAGCAAGAACCAUUGCCACAUCUACGCAUACUUUCCUUGCUCUCACGUGCGUGUGCAGACACUGAAGAACAUGAUGAUCCAGAGUCUACCGAAGAACUUGAAGAGACCGACAAAGAAUCUGCGCAUGCCUGUUGUCCAUUAAUAUCAGACAGUGAGGCGUGGCCAGUUAUUCGCAGUAACUACUACUUCUUGUCUCAAAAACUUUAUUUGAGCCACGAAUUUCUCAUCUGUCUGUUUAAGCAACGUUUCAUAACAAAAGAUGACUAUGAAUAUCUCAACAGCAGCUUUGUCACUCGCAUGGAGAAAGUCGAUCAUCUCCUUAUGGACAUUCUUCCCUGUAAACCACCUGAUAUGUUUCAUGCUUUCUGUGACAUCCUUCGUGUUGGGGGUCAAUCGCAUGUCGCUGAAAAGUUACAAGAAAAUCCUCCGAGAGUUGAGCUUGUCUCACCAGGAAUGAAGAGGUCACAAGAAAGUUUUAGUCUUCAAAGGCAAGUGGAGCUGCUGCUUGUUGAAGUGUCUCAACUGGACAAGGAAAGAAGAGCAGCCGUCACACAUCCAGAGGAAAUGGCAAAACAAGCGAGAUGCCGAGCUGAUGCUGCAACGAUACAAGCAGAUGCUGUAGAGAUACAAGCAGAUGCUGCAGAGGCACGAUUGAAGGAAGUGAAGACAGAAAUGAUGGGAAUAGAAUGGACAAAUUUGUCAUUUCUAUGUUCUUGUCAACAACAUUCAGAUAAUUACAAGCAGAUCAAUGACAGUCUGCCAUCAUGGACACAGUGGAAUGUACAUAUGCCUCAUGGCAGUUUGUUGGCAUAUAAUAGAAUGGGAGAGAUUGAAGGCAGACUAGUGGUAGGAGGUUAUUAUGGUAAUCUGCAUGUUCUCACUUAUAAACAUGAUAAGUGGGACAAGUUUGUCAGAGACAAUGGUCACAUCAGGAAUGUAGUGUGUCAUCAAGGUGUGUGUCUGGUGUGUGUGAAAGAUGGAGAUAAAGAUCAGUUUGUGAUUGAACAAUUUUAUUUGAAUGAAGACAAGAAAUGGCGUUUCCUCACAGUUCUACCAAACGAACUGCAGUUGGAUUAUGUAUCUGUUGCUCUUCAUGACAACUCACUGUAUGUGGUGGGUGGUAUGACUAAGUCACGGGAGAGAGUGAACACAGCACGUGUGUGUGACCUUCACAGCGGUCAUUGGUAUAAGAUGGAUGACAUGCAAACAAAACGUAGUGCCUGUUCUUCUGUUAUUAUAAACAACACAGUGUUUGUAGGGGGAGGAAUGACUGAUGGACAUAACUUUAGUAAUAUUGUUGAGUGUACAGAUGUUCGUGAUAGAAAAUGGAGAACAAUCCCCUCUACAACCACAUAUGACCCAACACUGACUUCAAUCAGUAACAGACUGGUGGGGACUGGAGGAAGGACACAACAGUUGUUUAAUCCUGGAUUUCCUUCUAAUAUUGUAGAAUUAUAUGAUGAGAGAUCUACCAAAUGGCUUCCUCUGCCACACAUGACACACCAACGGUGGUUACAUGCUGCAUUCUCAACUCAGAAUGGAGAACUCACUACAGCAGGAGGGGAUCCUGAAUAUUCAAUAGAAAGUCUGAAGUGUGACUAAUGUUUUCUAUUUUCUAUUAUAGUCUCUAGUGAUUGUCCAAAACACAAUUUAUUGUAACAUUUGGCGUGUGUAUCAUAAACUAGAUAUUUACUGUAAAUCAUUGAUAUUUAUGUUCUUACAAAUUUUAGUGUAAACGUGCUCUCUACCUUUUAUAACAUCACCUUUCUUGUUCUCAUUUUCUUCCAUUAGUAGCCUGUUUCUAUAUCCGGGUUAUGGUAUA
Messenger RNA from Corticium candelabrum, 3154 nucleotides. RefSeq lists its product as uncharacterized. NCBI's taxonomy places the organism in Eukaryota, Metazoa, Porifera, Homoscleromorpha, Homosclerophorida, Plakinidae. Gene Ontology annotation, biological process: regulation of apoptotic process. The transcript has 12 exons. The coding region runs from base 1 to 2934 and encodes 977 amino acids. Gene Ontology annotation, molecular function: protein binding. The record is from RefSeq and is a predicted model, not a curated record.